Monodelphis domestica (gray short-tailed opossum) is the source of this 4022-nucleotide messenger RNA. RefSeq names its product multiple inositol-polyphosphate phosphatase 1 (gene MINPP1). Lineage: Eukaryota; Metazoa; Chordata; Mammalia; Didelphimorphia; Didelphidae. The record is from RefSeq and is a predicted model, not a curated record. Gene Ontology annotation, molecular function: inositol phosphate phosphatase activity; acid phosphatase activity.
CUGACCUGCGGAAGUUUCCAAGCUGCAGAGCCAAGCAGGCGCGAUGCUCUCGCUGAGGAAGCGGCUGCGGUGGCGGCGGCCUUGGGGGCUCGGGGUCCCGGGGGUCGCCGCCUUGCUGGCGUGCGCGGCGGCCUGCGCCCUGGCGGAGCGGGCGCCCGCGUGCCGGGCGGCGGGGCUGAGCCCGUAUUUCGGUACUAAGAGUCGCUACGAGGACGUGGCGAGGCCGGCGCCGGGGCCCGCGCCGGAGCUGGGGUCGUGCGUGCCGCUGCAGCUCGUGGCCGUGGUGCGCCACGGCACCCGCUACCCUACGGCUAAGCAGGUGGGCCGCCUGCGCUCGCUGCACGGACUGCUCUUGCGAACGGGACCGCCGGGGCCAGGGCUGGCGAGCGCGCUGGCGCGCUGGCCGCUGGCCUACGAAGACUGGAUGGACGGGCAGCUGGUAGACAAGGGCAACCAAGACAUGCGGCAGCUGGCCACCCGCCUAGCCACGCGCUUCCCCACGCUUCUCGGCCGUGCCGGCCCAGCCAGCGUGCGCUUCGUCACUAGUUCAAAGCCACGCUGCGUGGACAGCGCCUCCGCGUUCGCGCAGGGCCUCUGGGAGCAGCUGCACCCUGAGCGCCCGGCGCCCGAUCCCGCAGAUAUGGAGUGGGGACCACCUAGGGUAAAUGAUAAACUAAUGAGGUUCUUUGAUCAUUGUGAAAAGUUCCUAGUGGAGGUGGAAAAGAAUGAUUCAGCUCUUUAUCAUGUAGAAGCCUUCAAAAAUGGACCAGAAAUGCAGAAAAUUAUAAAGAAAGUUGCAGCUAUUUUGCAGGUGCCAGCAAGUGAUUUAAAUGCAGAUUUAAUUCAAGUUGCCUUUUUUUCCUGCUCAUUUGACUUGGCUAUUAGAGACAUUCAGUCUCCCUGGUGUGAUGUCUUUGACACAGAAGAUGCUAAGGUACUGGAAUACCUCAAUGACCUGAAGCAAUAUUGGAAAAGAGGGCAUGGCUAUGCAAUCAACAGCCGGUCCAGCUGUACCCUGUUUAACGAUAUAUUUCGGCAUUUGGAUGAAGCUAUGGAACAGAGGCAAAAGUCUCAGCCCAUCUCUUCUCCAGCCAUCUUCCACUUCGGCCACGCGGAGACGCUGCUGCCGCUGCUCUCCCUCAUGGGCUACUUUAAGGACAAGGAGCCCCUGACCGCGUACAAUUACAGGGAGCAGACGGGCCGCCAGUUCCGGAGCGGCCACAUCGUGCCCUACGCGUCCAACCUCAUCUUUGUGCUCUACCAUUGCGAGCGGGCCGAGACGCCCGCCGGGCAGUACCAGGUGCAGCUGCUGCUGAACGAGAGGCCGCUGCCUUUCGUCCACUCGCCGGACACCGUGACGGCCUAUCAGGACCUGAAGGACCACUACAGGGACAUCCUGCAGAGCUGCCGCUCGGACCAGGAGUGCGCCCUGCCCGGCAUCAACAUCACUUCGGACGAGCUGUGAGCGCCGUCGGAGCCGUCGGCCCGUGACGCAGGCAGGUAGAAGUUGGCUGCGGAGCUGGGGCUGGGGUGUGGGCAGAGAGCGCGAGGAAACCGCGCUGAGCGCGCGGGUCGGUGGCAAGAGCGACUCCCCGCUCUCAGCGCGAUCUAGACUGGUUUGUGAGUUGGCUCAGCACGCCACUGGGAACUACCCGUCAUGAGACUGUCUCUCGGGCCGGAGGCAGGCGAGUCCGCAGAGGCUCGUCCUGGAUAACGCUUUGAUCAGAAAGGGGGCCGCUGGGACGGCGGCUUUCUGGGGAAGAUGGCUGGCCCCUCCAUUCCUGUCCUGACUACGCUUACAUUUGGAAUCAUGGAGGAAGGAGCGCGUUGGCUCCCGCUCCGUUCAUCAUGGCUGUGAUCAUCCUUAUUCGCAUUGUAUUUUCAGUUGGGGCUCGGCCCUGCCUGCCAAACUGUCGUCAUCCGCACUCGCUUCGGGAUUCUGAUGCUGCGCUGAGUAGCUGGGAGAGCGUUUGUGUUGGUGAUGAUGGCGGCGAGGACGGCCCGGACCCCGGGGCAGCCUCAGUCAGAGGCGGGGUUCUGCUUUGUGGUCUCCUUUGGUGCGUGCUCCGAGUGCAGGGCGGGGGGUGGAGCUCCAGAGCCUCCGCUGCCACGCCAUUCGAUGGGGUUAGAGGCCGCGGAUAUGGCGAUAGAGCGUUUUGUUAGCCUUGUUGGAUUAGGUGCAGAAAACCAGGACUAACCCAGAUCUCAUGGGGGAGGGAACAAUCAAAGGAAAUCGUACUGCAGACACGCACGGAUUCCCCCCAGACGAGGGGUGUCUAACGGGCUGGCCCCGGAGCCUCCUCACACCUGGAUCCUAGUCUGGGGGCAGGCGCCGACGGAGCGCUUCCUGGGUGCCAGACGGGCGUCGGGUGGAAGCAGCCCUCCUUACGGGGAGCCUCCAUUCUCAUGGGAAGGCAGGGCAAAAAAGAGCUGGGGACCGGCCUUCCCCCGGGUCCACCGGACCCCCCCAGGGAAAGGGAGGCUCUUGUGGCUCCUCCAGACCCCGCGGCACCGCGUGAGUGAGAAGGGUUUGUGUGUGCAGAACACCUCCUUGGCCCUCCCCACGAGCACCCGGAGUCCAGGCACUUCCCGGUCUCCGCUCGGCGCUGCACACUCAUCCUGACGGUCAGGGGCGUUAGGGAUGUGGGAGGCGGGCAGCCAGGGAGCCCGAGGGCCGGAGAGAAGCAUUUUCCCGUUAAAGCCCUGCUCGUGGGGCCUGCCCUGCCGAGGGCGUUUGCCUACAGACGGACCGACGGGCCCUCGUGAGAGGCGGCUUUGGUCACCCGGCACGGACUGCCUUUUAAAAAAUUAGGUUCAGAGAAAAGGAUCUAUGGGGGGUCCCAAAGAAAGGAAAUUCCAGAAUGAUUCCUCCAGGCCCCUCAGUGGCACAGAGGUGUGGCCGAUGGCUCUAGGUGCCUGUCAGGGGCUGUGGUGGUUAGCGCUGACGUGCAGCUGUACUUCCAGACUGGAGGCUGGCCAGGGUGGGUGGGGUAGGCCCAGCCGAGCCUUCUCACACGUUCCCUGAAGCUGUCUGAAGGGGGGCCCAAAGGAAAACAGCCCGCUGCCCCUGAUGGGCCAUUCUGUAGAAAUCCAAUGAAUUUAGCACUUCCUAGUAAGUUUAAUCAGGGAGAAAAAUGGAGAAUGAUGCAUAAUUGUUUCAAAAUAGACGGACAGAUCUGUGCUUUCCUAAAAUCCUCGGACCAAGUAUGAACUUGGGUCUUUACACCAACUUUGGCUAGAUGGGAUGACCCUGGAAUAUUACUAACCCUCUAAAGUGAAUUUACUGAACUCAAGAAAAUGAACCAAAAAAGGACACUUUGUGUACGAGUUCUUUGUCCUUAGGGCCCAGUAGGACCAACAAAGCAUGCUUGCAUUCAUUAGCCCCCAAGAUCCUGGGGGGGGGGGCAGCAGUUAGCUGGCCCUUGUUACUGAGGCCUCCUAUUCUAGGAAACUUGGGGGAUUCUUGGCUGUGGUGCUAUUUCUCCUUCCUUUCAGAAAUGACUGAAGCUAAAAUAUUUUUUGGUGAAAUUUAAUGGCAAUACAUAAAAGUGAUCUCUGGGCUUGUCAGAAGCAGGCCAUUUAUGUGACAAGAGAGACUGAGUGUGACCCUACGGACGUGCUUUUGGAAAUGCUGUUGGGUUAUCCAUUGGUCUCUUCUAGUCACUGUCCACAUCUCUGUCUAGUGCAAGACUGAAAUGAGCUGGAGUCAUAAACAAUGAAAUACAGUGUACUGUUUACCAAAAUAGCAAAACUUGGGGUUUUCCGUGUCUUAUACUUUGAACUUGCUGUGCAGGGAACAGUCAUUUGGUGUUUACUUUGUGUUUAAGCUUUAAGUUUAGCCUUCCCAGUAAAAUGGAAGUAUAUGCAUUUAGAGCAAUUGGGUAUUUGGAACUUUGCACAGGUCCAGAUCACCUUACUGUCCUGGAAAGCUUUUUAGAGCACUUGAUACUAUUUAUAUGUGAUUUGUGUGAUUGGAAUUGACAGUCUUUAAGCUUGAAAAUAAAAACUCCUUUUGGACCUCA